AUGGUAAAAACCCCAAAGAAAGGAGAAGACAAGCCAAAAGUUGAAUCAGCAGGAAAGAAAGGAAAGAAGAGAUCUGAAACUUUUGCUCUUUAUAUCUACCGUGUCCUUAAACAAGUCCACCCAGAUAUUGGUAUCUCAAAAAGAUCGAUGAGUAUAAUGAACUCAUUCAUCAAUGAUAUUUUUGGUCCUUUUAUUUUAUAUAAAAUUCGUCUUUUCCUGAAUUAUUUUCCUUUUUAAUAGAAUUUUUUGAUAGAGGUCGCUUUGGAAAUGAGAAAUUUGCUGACACCAAUUUUUGAAAGAGUCUGUUUUGAAUCCAGCAAAUUAGUUAGGUAUCAAAAGAGAAGAACCUUAAGCAGCAGAGAAGUUCAAACCUCAGUCAGACUUAUUCUUCCAGGAGAACUCGCAAAGCACGCUGUCAGUGAAGGAACUAAAGCUGUUACUAAAUUCACAAGUUAA
This is a messenger RNA of Blepharisma stoltei, 456 nucleotides long. NCBI's taxonomy places the organism in Eukaryota, Ciliophora, Heterotrichea, Heterotrichida, Blepharismidae. The record is from the annotation of a GenBank genome assembly.